Adineta steineri is the source of this 471-nucleotide messenger RNA. NCBI's taxonomy places the organism in Eukaryota, Metazoa, Rotifera, Eurotatoria, Adinetida, Adinetidae. The record is from the annotation of a GenBank genome assembly.
AUGCAAAUGUCGAAAUGUUUAUGUCUUGUGAUUAUUGCAGUGAUCGUCAUUGUAGCUAAUGCAUCACCAGUUAGACAAAGACGCAGUGGUAAAUCUGGAUGCAGCAAUAGCAAUGGUCAAGGCAACUCAAACGGUAAUUCUAAUACAAACAAGGGCAAUGCACAACCCUAUACACUUAAUCACGGAGAUUAUUAUUAUACUAAUAAACAAUCUACUAUUACAAAUACAGAAAAUAAAUGUUCAUCAGGCGCAACUCACUGUUGUAAUAAUAGUGGUAGUUCAAGCUCUAGUGGCAAUACCAAUACUAAUAGUCAGCAAACUGCAUGUGAUAAUGUUGCAACAAGUGGUUCCAGUGGUACCCAGUAUACAGGAUGUGAUUCAAGUCAAAGUUGUUGUCAAGGAAAUACCGUUAAUGGUCUUGUUAGUCUUCAAUGUUCAUCAGUUUCUACUAGUUCCUCUCCUACUAACUAA